AUGUAUCUAUCUUUUUUCGCCUGCAUAAUCGCUCUUCUUCCAGCAUGUGCGGUGGCUGCACCGGUCGCAGCUCCUGUCCUUCCGCCAGCCGGCGGUGUUAGUCUAUCUUCCCCUGUUGUCGAUAUGGAGGGCAGUGGUUGCAAGCAAGGAGAUGCGCACGUGGUAAUUGCUCGGGACAACUCAGCUAUGACGAUUAUCCUCGACAACUUCCAGGCUGCCGACGGUCCAACUGCUGGAAAGAUCAAGAGUCGUGCUUUCUGCCGAGUGACCAUCGGUAUCAACUCUCCUGGUUGGGCCUUUGAUAUUAGCUCCGCCGAUUUUCGUGGAUAUGUCAAUCUCGACACUGGCGCUGAAGCAAGCCUAGUCUCGAGGUGGAAAUAUGUUGACGCAAACGGGGUCGAUCUGAAGGGCAAGGGAAACAUCCACAAGAUCGUUACCGGCCCAUUUAGCAACGAUUUCCUCCUGCAUAAAGAUGGCGAGCUCUCCGGUAACGAGGCUUCAGUAUGCCAAAAGAAGGAUGCGAAGCUUGCGAUCAGUCUGUCCGCAACUGUGACAUCGAAUACAGCGACCGCCAACGGUUAUGUACAGGGAAGCUCACAAGACUUCGCCUUCAGCCAGAUAUUGAAUCUAUCGUGGAGGAAGUGCUGA
Parastagonospora nodorum SN15 is the source of this 648-nucleotide messenger RNA. RefSeq lists its product as hypothetical. The coding region runs from base 1 to 648 and encodes 215 amino acids. The record is from RefSeq and is a predicted model, not a curated record. Lineage: Eukaryota; Fungi; Ascomycota; Dothideomycetes; Pleosporales; Phaeosphaeriaceae. The transcript has 2 exons.